Molecule: messenger RNA, 3318 nt
Organism: Bombus impatiens (common eastern bumble bee)
Lineage: Eukaryota; Metazoa; Arthropoda; Insecta; Hymenoptera; Apidae
Product: orphan steroid hormone receptor 2
Exons: 9
Coding region: 300-2024 (574 amino acids)
Biological process (GO): regulation of transcription by RNA polymerase II; anatomical structure development; cell differentiation
Molecular function (GO): RNA polymerase II cis-regulatory region sequence-specific DNA binding; zinc ion binding; nuclear receptor activity
Source: RefSeq, a predicted model, not a curated record
UAUUUUAAAAAAUUAUAGUUUUGGAUUCUGGCUAUACUUCUUGUACUUUCAAUUAAGAUUCACCUUUUAUCCAUUAAUAACAUAUUUCCGAUUGUUGUUUGGCGGACUGUUCAUCACGGUGCAUGAAAUACUAUCGAAAACAGGAUCGUCGAAAUGUAAACGAUGAAGGCGGCCGCGAUAAAAUUUGUUAAUAGUUUAUAAUGACACGUGUCUAAACGGGUCAAUGGCUCAAGUUUGAAAAAAAGAAAAGACCGACAGGUGUCAUAUUACUAUCGUGAAAUUCUUGAUCGCAAAAUGGAAUGACGUUGAAUCUCAUGCAUGACACUUCCGUGAAAUCAGAUACGUGUGUUAUUAUUGAUCAUAAAGAUAAAAAAGAAAUGGACAGGGAUCAUAGGGAACCGCAUGAUCACGAUAAUUUAAAUGAAAACGAGGAGGAACGAAAAGUAGGAAUGGAUUUCCGUAAUUUAUCUCGUCACCAUGGUAUGGAUCAUGUAGCUGAUGUUGAAACAGAGCGGGAUAUGGAAAUUGAUCAAAACGAUCGGGGUGAAAAUUUACAAGACGAUAAACUAGAUCAGAAUGUAGGAAGAAAUUUUCACAGUUUAGCGCAUCAUCCCGCUGUGAGAGACAUGGAAAGGGAUCGAAAUAAUCAUGUAGACAACGUACAUGAUGAUAAAGUUGAUCACAAAAUGGGACGAGAUUUUCGUAAUUUGAGUUCUCACGCAGGCAUUGUUCAUUUACACUCCGGAAUUGAACAUUUAAAUAAUGUUGAUGUAGAGGUAAAAUUAGCAAGAGAUGUCCGUGGUUCUUUAGGUUUGGGACUGUCAUUAGAAUUAUGCGUGGUUUGUGGGGAUAGGGCUAGUGGAAGACAUUAUGGGGCAAUAAGUUGCGAAGGUUGUAAAGGAUUUUUUAAACGUAGCAUUAGAAAACAAUUGGGUUAUCAAUGUAGAGGAAGCAAAAGUUGUGAAGUUACCAAACACCAUAGAAAUCGAUGUCAGUAUUGCAGGCUUCAGAAAUGUCUUGCAAUGGGAAUGAGAAGUGAUUCUGUUCAACAUGAGAGAAAACCAGUGUUAGGCGAAUCAGCAGGAACAAAAGUAGGAAAUAGAAGUCCUAGGGUUAAACCUGAACCACAGCAAUCAGUAUCCGAGACUCCUCCAACUUGGGAACAACCUGAAAGCCCCAGUAUGGAAGACCAAAGCAGUGAUAGUGAUCUUAGUGAUGCAUUAACAUUAGCAAGAGAACGUUUACUUAUUUCGCAUGCAUUAGAUAGUAUGGCUAAACUUAUUGGAGAUAGUGUUAAUGGUUCAAGCGAGCCAGAAGAAGAAUGGACUGGCCAAUUAAUUUCCGAAAGACAUACGUUAUUCGAAUUAAGGGCCCCAAGCCCAGCUCCUGCGUACUUAUCGAUACAUUAUAUUUGCGAGAGUGCCGCUAGAUUACUUUUUUUGUCAGUUCAUUGGGCCCGAGGAAUUCCGGCAUUUCAAGCAUUACCAUCUGAAGUUCAAACAACGUUAGUGCGCACUUCCUGGGGACAGCUUUUUACUUUAGGACUUGCACAAUGUGCAUACACUUUAUCCCUUCCCAGUAUUCUAACAUCAAUAAUAAAUCAUUUACAAGCUAGUAUUGCACAGGAAAAAAUUACAGCUAGUAAAGUGAAGUCUGUCACAGAACAUAUAUGUAGACUACAAGAUUGUGUUAGCUCACUUCAUAAAUUACAAGUGGAUUCCGUUGAAUACGCGUACCUUAAAGCGUUGACUCUUUUCAGUGCCGACAAUGUCUUAGCCGGCGUGUGGCGUAAAAAGGUUGAAGUUUUACAAGAAGCUGCAUGGACAGAAUUACAACAACGCGUAGGAUCCAACAGGUUACCGCGCCUUCUUUUAAGGCUCGCACCACUUCGUUCGAUUAACCCUAGGGUCUUGGAAGAUUUAUUCUUUGCUGGUCUUAUCGGUAGGGUAAGCGUAGCUAGUGUCGUGCCUUAUAUUCUUACUAUGCAAGAUUACAAAGCUGAACCUGAAAGUCAUAUGGGGUGACAAUUACUAACUGUGCAAUGUAAAUCGUGACCUAAAAAAGUGAUAUCUAUAAAUACAUACAUAUGUUAUAUAUAUAUAUAUAUACACAUAUACGCGUUAGCGCUAAAUGACGAAUAUUUUUAUACAUUGAGAAAGGAAAAUGUAACGAGGCAAUGUUGAUUUUUAUUUUUCAUAAAAGAAUUAUAAUUCUCUCUCUCUCCCUAUACAUAUAUAUAUAUAUAUAUAUUUCUCACAAGCCUCUUUUUAAAGUUGUUAAAACUCAGGGUAGAUGUGUUUUAACUUGUUAAUCAGAUGUAAUAUUUAGCUUAAAAUAUUUCAACGUUUAACAUUUUUUUAUUUAUUAUAAAUUGACUACCUGUUGUACAAAACUUUCCGUCUUGCACAAAACGUUGUAUUUGUAAAAAAUGUUAAUAGUAACAUAUUUAUUAUCAAAAAUAUUGUUAUCAUUGCUGUCAAUAUAAACUCAUCCUUUCAUUAAAAUUACAAACAAUGUUACAAUAUCAUACGUGACUAAUUAUCACUUGAUCAAAAAGCAGAAAGAAGCUUUAAUUUCAAGUUUUUUAAAUAAAAAUAUAUACCUGGAAAGUUUUGUAUUGGCAUGUAUUAUAAAAAUUAUUAUUAAAAAUAUUAUAAACAAUAUUAUUAUACUUAUAAUUUAUUAGCAGUGAAGAAAGAUAGCUCUUUGCUCGAAUUAAUAAUCUUUUACUUCAUCAAUUCUGCAGUUUUUUAUUAUACGUAUAAUAUUCUAAUUAUUUUUACGUAAAAAUGUUGAAAAAUUGUAAAAAAAUUUCAGAAAAAUUUUUUUUUCUGCCACAUAUACAUUAAAAUCUUCGCAGAAGUUUAAAACGUUAGCUAAAUUAUUUCUUUAUGAUCACUGCAUUUUUCCGUCCAAAAAAUCACUAACGUCUUAGUUUUGAUAAAAGAGGAGAUAAUUCAAUAUAACUAUCAGUACAAACAAAUUACAUAUUUCGUUAUAAUUUUAAUGACAUAGUAAUUUUGUUAGAUAUGAGUUGACAUAUGCACACUUUUUACUUAUUUUUCUAGAAAAUAAUCAUUGCAAAUAUGAUAUAUUUCUAGACUGUGUUUUAUUGUAGAUUAAGCAAAAAAAGAUGCAUCAUAUUUAAAAUGCCCAUAAAAAAAUAAUACAUCGUGCAAUAAUACUAAUUUGUGCUGCAUUCAAGAAAAAAAUAUCAGAUCUGUUUUAUUUUCAACAAAAUAGAAACGGAAUUUUCUUAAAUAUCGAGUUUAUUAUGCAUCGAGUAUUAUUUACUUCAAAAUGGACAAUAAUAGUAUA